Messenger RNA from Sphaeramia orbicularis (orbiculate cardinalfish), 2247 nucleotides. RefSeq names its product calcium-binding and coiled-coil domain-containing protein 1-like. Gene Ontology annotation, biological process: positive regulation of transcription by RNA polymerase II. The record is from RefSeq and is a predicted model, not a curated record. NCBI's taxonomy places the organism in Eukaryota, Metazoa, Chordata, Actinopteri, Kurtiformes, Apogonidae. The transcript is spliced from 14 exons. Bases 278 to 1981 code for a protein of 567 amino acids. Gene Ontology annotation, molecular function: transcription coactivator activity.
CAAAACAACCCACAGCAGAUCUCGUGUCCAGUGACUGUAUCCUCUAACAGGGCUUCCAGGGCCACUCAGUGGACCUAUGAACUACAUCUCCCAUGAUCCCGCUCAGCAUCCCAAGUUAUACAUACCGGGUGCACAUGCUUCAAGGGAUGUUGUGAAACUGUUGCACCUGACAGGAUUGCUCAUCACUGUCUACAAAUCGAUGCACAGCUCCAUCCCUCAUGAGAUAGCCGAAAAACUUGACUAACAUUUCAGCAGAAUCAGAGCGUCUUCUAUUACCAUGGAUAAACAGGCCACAGUGGUGUUUCGAAAUGUGGGACAACUGUACUUCCCCCAAACCAGAGUUGAGUGCCACUACAGUCUGACCUCCGAGCAUCAAUGGAGCAACAGUGACUGGAUUGGCAUUUUUGAGGUGGGCUGGUCCACUGUGAAGGAGUAUUACACCUAUACAUGGGCUCUUGUUCCUGAAAACUACACUGAGGGAACCAAUGUGAACUGUUGUGCUCUUUUCCAUGCAUUUUACCUUCCCCGGCCAAGUGAUGUGGAAUAUCAGUUUGUGUAUGUGGAUAAGAUGGGUAAAGUGUGUGCUCGGAGUCGUCCCUUCACAUUCUGUGCUCCUAAACCUCUGGAUGAGCUGGAGACUCUAAAGGAAGAACAGGAUGAAGAGGAUGGGGAGGAAGAGGAGCUGCUCCUCGUCAUCCCCAGGGCUCAGCUGCUGCAGAGUCGUCUAGAAGAGAGUUUAAAAGAACAGACCAAUUUACAACAGGCUCUGGACAUGUCGAGGAAGGAAACGCAGAACGAGAAAGAAAAGAGCAAGAAAGCGGAGAUGGAGUGGGAAUGUGAAAGAGCGUCAAUGCAGGAGGAGAUCUCAGAGCUCAGAGACAACCUGAGACAUAACACCGAGAUGUUGAGGAACAUGGAGGGAAGACAUAAGGAUGUGAAAUACAGUGAGGAGAGUCUGACCUGUGAACUGACCAAAAUAUUGGCCGAAAAAACAGAGAGUCAUCAGCAAAUAAAAGACCUGGAGGAAGACAUCAAGGUUUUGACUGAAAGGGAGAAGGAAAGAAACAUGGAGCUGGAAAGGCUGAAAGAAAGAGUGAAGAAAAUGACCAUUCAGAUGAAACACGAUGAGGACAAAAGAAAGUCUCUGCAGGUAGAGAACGAGGCCGCCCUGGCGGAGGCACGAGGCCUUCAGGAGCGUCUGAAUGCCAGUGAACAUGCAGUUGAAAGCAUGCGCAGGGAGCUGAGGGAGCUGGGCACCCGCCACAGCCACCUCCACACUGAGCUGCACCAGGCCCGGCUGCAGGUGGCCCAGCUCAGCCUGCAUCUGUCUGAGGAGAACCUGGUCCUCCGAGAGGAGCGCGCCAACUGGGCCAUGGAGAGGGAGGCCUCCAAAGUGUCUGCAGAAGCGGAUAAAAACAAACUGCAGGAGCUGAGCUGUGAGAUACAGAGGAAGGAGGAGUGGCUCCAGGAGGAAAGGAUCGAAAGGGAAAAACUAGAAAUCGAGCUGGGACGAGAGAGAGACUGCAACAGGGUGCAGCUGAGCGAUGCCAAAAGAGAAGUGCAGGAGGUGAAGGCAGCUCUGAGGAAGAUGCAGAAGGAGAGAGAGGAGCAGCAGCUGGAGAAACAGGACCUGCUGAGCUCCAUCCAUCAUCUGGAGCAGAGGUUGGGAAUUCUGCCAGAAACUAAGUCAAAUGAAAAAGCUGCCAAAUCGACUUCAGCUCCUGACUCUUCCUCUGAGGAUGAUGAGGCUUCUCCUUCAGCGUCCUCCAGGUCGGUCUGCUCUCCUCUAUUCUUGUCCAGUCACCUGGAACGACCUGAUGAAACCCAGGUCUCCACUGAGACACAUGUCCACAACAGUGAAGACACACAGGAUGAGAAGGAGGAUGAACCAGAGGCAACAGAAGUUCAAGAGAAGCAGCUGAAUCUACCACGACUUGUCGACCCUGUGCUGAGUGAGCUGUUUGACUCCCCCAUGUGGUAACACAAAGACAGAUGGACGCAAACCACGCUCCCCCUUUACCACCGACAUGAAAGUUCAUGAAGGUCACCUGGAAAACAAGACACAUUUUAUUAUCUAUUGAUGCUUUUAUUAAUAAAUGAUAGCUGUUUAUGUACUUAUUAGCCUUCACAAAGGUCAUUAUCUUAACCCAUAAAGACCUGGUGUUACUUUUAUGGCACUUUCCAAAUGAAUUUUUCUCUGUAUUUAACCUUUCGUAAGUGAUUUGUCAGCACUAAUUAUAAUAUUAU